Molecule: messenger RNA, 576 nt
Organism: Orbilia oligospora ATCC 24927
Lineage: Eukaryota; Fungi; Ascomycota; Orbiliomycetes; Orbiliales; Orbiliaceae
Exons: 2
Coding region: 1-576 (191 amino acids)
Biological process (GO): carbohydrate metabolic process
Cellular component (GO): extracellular region
Molecular function (GO): cellulose binding
Source: RefSeq, a predicted model, not a curated record
AUGGUUUCUGUUAAGCUCAUGGCCGUGGCAGUCCUGCCAAUUGCAUAUGCACAAACUCAAACACUAUGGGGUCAAUGCUCUGGUAUCACCUACAAAGGCCCAAUAGAGUGCCCUGACGGCGCUACAUGCACAGUCUACAACCCUUACUACGGACAAUGCAUCCCCGCUCCGGAUCUCACCACCACUCCUCCUCCACCCACCAAAACUACAACCGCAACAGGCUGCACUUCAUCAGUCUCUACCUGUACCACUAUCACCGUCCCCGCACCUUGUGCGACCUCCAUUCUAACCUCAACAUUUUGCUCAACUUACUGCGCAACUGCUGCACCUCCCAGAAUCACCGUUCCAGCUGAAGCUCUUGUAAAGAGAUGCAUUCCUACACCUUAUACGACGGGCUGUAGGACUACUACUUCUACUUGUACGACGGUGGUGGGGCCAAUCCCAUGUGCUACUGGGCUUUAUACAUCUACGUUUUGUUCUUCGUAUUGUGCUAGCACCACUGCGCCGCCAAGAAUUACUGUUCCGGUCGCCGCUCUUGAGAAGAGAUGUAUGCCACCCAUCACUACCAAGGCUUGA